CUCAAUGUAUUCAACAAUUCAGUGUGUAAAAACUUUAGAAGAAAGUUACUACGUCCAUUCACAUAACUGGAUUGGCUGAAUGGAAGCAACUGUACCUUUCUAAUGAUGGAGACCAAGUUGUCAAAUAAUGUGUCGUGUUGCGUGCCCUUUCUUAUUUUAUUUUUUAUUUUUUUUUGUAUUGCAUAUCAUAAUUCUUUUACAUCUUGAAAAUUGGUAAACAUGGAUAGGCAACCUUACAUUUAUCAUUAGAGUGAAGCAUUAAGCAAUCUUUAUUUACCUUGAAAAUUGCUCUGGGUCUAGUAGGCUAUACAUACACUUUUUGAUAUCAUUGUUUCAUAAAUAUUGAAGCUUCUUUUACCAAUCUGUUUUGCUUUGAACAUGAAAGCUUAUAAGGAUAGAGAUGGAGAUUUGAAUGUACUCCAGAAGCCGCCAAACUUUGCAUCUUUUUUUUUGUUUUUUUGAUUAAGCCCCAAAACUAGUUUUCUGUUCAAUUAAGCUGUCCAUCUUUCCCAACACACCAACCCUUCAUCACCCAAUGUUGCACCUAGAUUUUUAGCUAAUAGUGCAAUUUGACAAUUGAAUCCUUACUUUGAUUAUUGAUCUUUGAGCUAUUUUAAUUCAGUAGAUUGUGAGUUGAUGGAAUUUCUAGGUUGAUUAUUGAUCUUUGAGCUAGUAAUUCCAACUGCUAGAGGACCGGGGAAUUUGAUGGGAUAACUAAUUUGCAAUAUGGUUAAGUAUUUAAAAUGACUGAAGAUAACAGUAUUACUAACCUCAGUUGGUUAAAAAUAUUUUAGCAUAUAGUAUUACUAGCCUCUACACCAAGGUCACAUAGACCAACUACAGUCAUUGCCAUGAUAUUACACAAGGUUCUGAAUGAUGUAAUCUCUAAACAUCUAAUCACAUUUUAGCUAACAUCUAGUGUUCUUUGCGUCUUUGUAUGAAAAAAGGAAAAAGAAAGUGAAGUAUAGGCUCCUUGUUAGUGGAACUGUCGUUGAUUGCAUUGGUUAUUAUUGAUAUGGGAAAUUUCCUAGGUCCUUAUGCAACACUCAUCUGGUAGUGAUUGACUGAAUGAAACGUACAUCGAUUACAUUUUUUUUUUCCCCUUCUUUUUUGCCCACAGUGGUCCUCAUUUUGAUUGGGUGUGAAAAACAUUUAAUUGAAUGUGAAUAUUGGUGGUUGCUUGUGUUAAUUAGUUAAGAGUACUGUUUUUUCUCGGAGGAAAAUCUUGUUACUUGCAUCUUUGAAUGUCUUAUCAGCAUGCUGGUCUCCCUCCUGUUGGAUAGAGAUUAUGUUUCAAGGUUAUACUGCAGUUUUGGAGCUGAAUUCUGUUUUGGUUUGGUCAUUUUUUGUCAUAUUUAUGGGUAAAACUAUGGACUUAAGUUGUUCUAACUUCUGAGUUCUACGUUCUUGGUGUGCUGCAUUGAUAUCUCUCUUUAUGUCUUUAGAUAGUUCUGAAAAUCAGUACCAUCCUUGAAUACUAAAACAGAAGGAUGUCUAUAGAUAGUUCUGAAAAUUAGUACCAUCUUUAGGGUAUCUCUCUUUUCUGUUUUAUAAGUUAGACUUGGUCUAGCUUAAUCGUGGUCUUUUCUCUUGAGUUUUAAGUAUUCAAGGAUGGUACUGAUUGGGGUCAUUGUUGAUAAUUCUAUUAUGUGAUCUUCUUAUUUGAUUUUCAAGUCCUAUUUACAAAGCAAGCAAAUGCCUUCCGUUUAAUAACUAGUGGCUUAAUUGUGCUAUGUAUUGUUUUGCGGGGAGAGUUCCAACACUACAAGAGGGAAAUAGAAUGGAAAAUAUAUUUAGUUUUCCAUGGUCGAAAGAUAGUCCUAUUGUUCUUGGACCGAGAUUUAAGGAUGCAUUCCAAGACCCAAAUUCAUACCUUGCCAUAAAGCCCAUCUUUGAGAAAGAGAAGUAUAUAGUAACAUACAACCCUUCAAAGGGAAAUAUAUAUGCAUUGCUCAAGGAUCAAGCAAAAUCAGAUGACAUUUUGAAAGCAGCUUUCCAUGCUCAUGUGCUUCUGCAUAUCAUUCACUCAUCAAAUCAGAAUCAGCCUCCUUAUAAGAAGCAUCGAGAAACUGAUCAUUCGGUUGAGCAGUUGCAUAAAAUUUUUAAGCUUUGUGGCUCACCCUCUGAGGAAUACUGGAGAAAGUCAAAGUUGCCUCAUGCUACCAUUUUCAAGCCCCAACAGCCUUAUAGACGCUGUGUUGCAGAUACAUUUAAGGACUUCCCUGCACAAGCCUUAGAGCUUAUGGAGACCCUACUUUCCAUAGAUCCUGCUGAUCGUGGUUCUGCAGCUUCUGCUCUACAUAGUGAGGUAUGA
Molecule: messenger RNA, 2314 nt
Organism: Camellia sinensis
Lineage: Eukaryota; Viridiplantae; Streptophyta; Magnoliopsida; Ericales; Theaceae
Source: RefSeq, a predicted model, not a curated record